Molecule: messenger RNA, 1786 nt
Organism: Gossypium arboreum
Lineage: Eukaryota; Viridiplantae; Streptophyta; Magnoliopsida; Malvales; Malvaceae
Product: protein FAR1-RELATED SEQUENCE 5-like
Exons: 4
Coding region: 322-1047 (241 amino acids)
Source: RefSeq, a predicted model, not a curated record
AAUCAAUAAAACAAAAUCGAUCUUGAUUGUGAAUUAUGAUAUCUUAAAUGAUGAAAAUCAAGCGUAGGCUGAUUUCGACCCCUACUCAUAUCUGAUGUCCAGAUUUGGUUUAAGAUAGCUCAACACACAUAGGUGUUGACAUUGUUUAACAUUUAAUUGAAAAAAGAAAAAACACACCUUAAAAAUCCCACCCAUUUAAUUAACACUGAUCUGUUUGUUUUAAUGGUGGCUGACAGCCAUUGAAAUUGAAUUCUGAAGCUGUUCUUCUCUAAACGUUUUUCAUAUUGAAACUCUCUCAUAUUUACCAGAACAAGCUUUGUGAUGGCUAGCACCUCAAAUCCGGAGCUUAACACAAGCCGAAACUAUCGACAAUGGCUGACCGAAACAUUUGAUGGCCAUGAAAUGCUUGAUGAUGAGUUGUCAGAUAGUAAUCUGGACGGAAAUGGUAAUUUGAUCAACCCAUUGGAUCAACAUUUUCCUAUGACUAUGGAACAUAGAGAACCAUACAUUGGUAUGGAGUUUGAGUCAGCUGAGGAUGCUAGGGAGUUUUAUGAGAUGUAUGGUCGGCAUAUGGGCUUCACCAUUCGGAACAAUCGCACUCGUCGAUCUCUUAAGGAUAAUUCGAUAAUUGGCCGAGAGUUUGUUUGCUCGAAAGAAGGUUUUCGUGCAGAGAAAUAUAAGAAGAAAGAAACCCGAGUUUUCACAUCGCGGCCUGCCACAAGAGAGGGAUGUAAUGCAAUGCUGAGGAUAGCAGCAAAAGAUGGGGGAAAAUGGGUUAUCUAUGGUUUUGUUAAAGAACAUAAUCAUGUACUGAAUCCAAGCAAAGUACCUCCUAGACGGUCACAUCGAAUUGCGUUUUGUGAGGAUGAAAAGGAUCUUAAAAUUAGAGAACUGUCCACGGAGCUGCAUCGUGAGAAAAAGAAAUCGGCUGCUUACCAAGAGCAGCUUCAGAUGGUUUUAAAUUAUAUUGAAGAGCACACUCAGCGGUUAUCCUUAAAAGUUAAUUUGGUAUCCAACAAUCUGAGAGAGCUUGAAUAUGAAGACUAAGACUAAGCUCAUUUUCUAAGAUAUGAAUGGGAAUGUGAUGCUCCAAGACCCUCCAAAUACUUGAAAAGUUUGGGGGAAAAAUGAACAUAUGUCCUACACAUAUCUGCAUCCAUGACUCAUGUCGAAGUCCAAAUAACAUAGCUGUCUAUGGUAUCUGUUUUUUGCAACUGAAACAAUAGUUAUAAACUCUUUUAGAUACUUUAUAAAAGAUCAAAAAAGGAAAAAGGAAAGGUGAUAUUUAGUUUCAUUGUAUAGUUUCCAGGCUAAGUUAUGUUUCAGCCAUUCUUCUCUGUAAUUGCUUAAUCAGAGAGAAUGUCGUCUAAACAUUUAUCUAUGGCUGACUAAGUUAUGAUGCUGAAACUUUUCACUCCUUUUCAGUUGAUUCUCUAACUGUGGAAAUUGUUAUCGAAGCGAUCAGUUAAUUGUAUCAGUGAAUGCAGAGAUGACAUCUAUGUGCAUCUUGAUUUAAAAUAACAACCUCCACCUUACUCUUUGGUGGAAGAAAAAUCUGUUGUUGAUGGUUGUUAAUAUUUUGUGUCCUCCAAGUUGCUUGAUGACUGAUUGCAGCCCUAUUUUGGUCAUCAUAUUAUAUAUACAUGGCAGUUGGAAGAAUAGUCUUUGUUAAUGCAAACAUCUAUAUUCAUCUUUUCUUCCAUUGUUUAUUUGUUCCUUAGCAUGUACCCAACACAUAUUCAGGGAACCCUUUGAAUACAUGAAAAAACUUGGCAGAGAAAUUAAA